CCCGGGCAGCUCAGCGUUGCAGCGAUGUGGCGGAUGCGGACACGGCUACUCACCGGCUACCUGGUCCUGCUGGCCAUCGGCCAUCUGCCGGAGCACGGCGUUCUGGGCCAGAAGUACUACAUGAACUUUGCCUUCAACAACAAUAACCCGGACGCAGAGGGCGGCGGCGGAGAUGGUGGUGCCGCUGGUGGCGGUCCCGGCGGUCCUCCUGGAGGAUCUCACGAGGGUCCGCCCCACUCGCCCGGCAUGGAUGAGAGCGGGCCGACGGAUGGGCCCAUCGAAGAGCAUCACCCUGCCGACACUACUCAUGAGGAGCCUGGGGAUCACGGAAUCGAUGAAAACGAUCAUGGUGAUGGUGAUCAUGGUUCAGGGGGCGACGACCCUGGGGAACCCCAUAGUCAGGGCGGCAGCGGCGGCGUCGGGAUCAGUGGCGUUGAAGAGCACAAUGGCGGUCGCGACGAUGAUAAUGAUGACAGCGACAGCAAGGAUGACAAGGAUCGGCGCCAGAGGGCGGAGCAGAACGAGCACAGCCAGGAGGGGAAGCGCAACGAUCACAGCCACCACAGUAGCUACGAGAUCAGCAUCGACGACAGCUUCGGCGGGCGGUACGUGCGCUCCAUUUACGAGAGCAGCGAGAGCCACGGCCACUCCGGCAGCCAAGCGGGCUCCAACCAGCGGGACAGCGGACCCCGGGACAGCAGCGCGGAGGGCCCGACUCGCCAGGAUCAAAUAGAGGAAGCCAAGAGGGUGGAUGCAGAAGAGGGUCAAUUCGAUGGCAAUGUGCAAGAUGCGCCGGAAACUGGAGUACCAAGAGGCAAGGAGGAUGACUACGAGGAAAUGUAACAACACCGGAAGAGCUAACAAACAGAGAUGUCAAUUUGAGCACUUUUGGAAGACGCAGCCACUUCAUUUGAGUUAAUCAUUAAAAUGCCAAUAAAAUUUAAACACCAA
Molecule: messenger RNA, 951 nt
Organism: Drosophila rhopaloa
Lineage: Eukaryota; Metazoa; Arthropoda; Insecta; Diptera; Drosophilidae
Gene: Acp32CD
Product: accessory gland protein Acp32CD
Exons: 2
Coding region: 25-843 (272 amino acids)
Source: RefSeq, a predicted model, not a curated record